Spodoptera littoralis (African cotton leafworm) is the source of this 603-nucleotide messenger RNA. Lineage: Eukaryota; Metazoa; Arthropoda; Insecta; Lepidoptera; Noctuidae. The record is from the annotation of a GenBank genome assembly.
AUGGAUGUGAAAUGCAGAACAUGUAUCGAUUGCAUGGAACGAGCAAUCAAAGCUUAUAAGGCUCAAUAUCAUAUUAUAAAAUCUCGACCAAGACCGGACGAAUUGCAUGAAGAUGUAUUAAGGACUCGUUACACAUAUAGUGUCCGUAAUAAGAGAGAAAUAACAAAACCAUUUGAAACGACACAACAACAAACAACCACUUCUAAACCUAAAAGAAGUAAGUCGAAGAAGAAAGCUACGAAAUCGGUGACGGUAACAAAAUACGUUGAUGGAGAGGUUUACGCGCUAAAAGUUAAAGAAACAAAUACGCAAGUAAACGUAGAACAAAAUAACGUUACUCAUGCGACAACUUGUCAUAUUUACAGUGUUAAGAAAUCAUAUCCUUGCGACAGUCCAGAGUCUAAUGCAUUCUUGACUAUCGCUAAAAGAAAGGUGAACAAGAAAAUGAAGAAAGAAAAGGAGAGGCAUAGAUUAAAUUCAAUUAUAACAACUACUUCUACUACAGAAAAGCCUCAUUUUUUAGCUCCUGCAUUUAGGAAACGUCAUGUAGACAAUUCGCAAGUUCCAGAAAAUUUUAUGCCUUCAAUAGAGGAACUAUAUUAG